This is a messenger RNA of Chaetura pelagica (chimney swift), 1267 nucleotides long. It is a transcript of the gene ATF7, whose product is annotated as activating transcription factor 7. NCBI's taxonomy places the organism in Eukaryota, Metazoa, Chordata, Aves, Apodiformes, Apodidae. Gene Ontology annotation, biological process: regulation of transcription by RNA polymerase II. The record is from RefSeq and is a predicted model, not a curated record. The transcript has 10 exons. The annotation marks the transcript as partial. Gene Ontology annotation, molecular function: DNA-binding transcription factor activity, RNA polymerase II-specific; cAMP response element binding.
AUGGGAGACGACAGGCCGUUUGUGUGCAGUGCCCCCGGCUGUGGACAGAGGUUUACAAACGAGGACCACCUGGCAGUUCAUAAACACAAGCAUGAGAUGACAUUGAAAUUCGGCCCCGCUCGCACUGACUCAGUCAUCAUAGCAGAUCAGACUCCAACCCCGACUCGGUUCUUGAAGAACUGUGAAGAAGUGGGACUCUUCAAUGAGCUGGCCAGCUCCUUUGAGCACGAGUUCAAGAAAGCUGCAGAGGAUGAGGAGAAAAAGGCAAGAGGCAAAAGCCACCGUGGCCGGAAAACUGAGCUGGGAAGUUCUGGAGCCCUGGACAUGUCCCUGCCUUCCACCCCAGACAUCAAGAUCAAGGAGGAAGAGCCAGUGGAGGUGGAUUCUUCACCACCAGACAGCCCCACGUCCAACCCACGGUCACCACAGAACAAGGAGAAGGAGGUCACCCCCAAACCUGUCAUCAUCUCCACCCCAACUCCCACCAUCGUGCGGCCGGGCUCGUUGCCGCUCCACCUGGGCUACGACCCUCUGCACCCCACCUUGCCAUCCCCAACUUCAGUCAUCACCCAGGCUCCCCCUUCCAACAGGCAGCUGGGGUCUCCUACAGGUUCCCUUCCCCUGGUGGUGCAGCUUGCCAAUGGCCAGACCAUGCCUGUCCUCCCAGGCCCUCCCGUGCAGAUGCCUUCAGUGAUCUCGCUGGCUCGACCUGUCUCCAUGGUGCCCAACAUUCCUGGGAUUCCUGGGCCACCCAUCAACAGCAGUGGGUCCAUUUCACCUUCAGGACUCCCAGUACACUCCGAAGCUAAAAUGAGGCUGAAGGCCACCUUGACGGGGUCUUCCUCCUUGAAUGGCAGCAACCUGGUGGUGGGCUCAGCCAGCACGAUGGUGACAGCCCGUCCAGAGCAGAGUCAGAUCCUGGUCCAACACCCAGAUGCCCCUUCCCCAGCUCAGCCCCAGGUGUCCCCAGCCCAGCCCACCCCCAGCACGGGGGGCAGGAGGCGCCGCACGGUGGACGAGGACCCGGACGAGCGGCGCCAGCGGUUCCUGGAGCGGAACCGCGCGGCCGCCUCGCGCUGCCGCCAGAAGCGCAAGCUCUGGGUGUCCCCUCUGGAGAAGAAAGCUGAGGAGCUCACCACCCAGAACAUCCAGCUGAGCAAUGAAGUGACGCUGCUGAGGAACGAGGUGGCUCAACUCAAGCAGCUCCUGCUGGCCCACAAGGACUGUCCUGUCACUGCACUACAGAAGAAAACACAGGGCUAUCUUG